This is a messenger RNA of Bactrocera tryoni, 1232 nucleotides long. Its product is annotated as leukocyte elastase inhibitor-like. The transcript is spliced from 4 exons. NCBI's taxonomy places the organism in Eukaryota, Metazoa, Arthropoda, Insecta, Diptera, Tephritidae. Gene Ontology annotation, molecular function: serine-type endopeptidase inhibitor activity. The record is from RefSeq and is a predicted model, not a curated record. Bases 36 to 1142 code for a protein of 368 amino acids.
AUUACAUUUACAACAACAAUAUACCACGCUCGAAAAUGAAUAUAUUCUUCAGCAAGUUAUUCGAAGACAUCGCAAAUAUUUUUGAGUCACCAUUUCUGAUAUGGGAAAUGCUCACCAUGCUGCGUGUGGGCGUCAAAGGUGAAAGCGCGCUAGAGUUGGACGAUUUUCUAAGAUCCAACGCGCCCGAAAUUGAAAUCAGCGCAAAUGAUUUGGAGCUCUUAAGAACACGCUACAUGCUGCCGGCGAACUUGAAAACGAAUUGCCAUACAAAUCAAAGGAUUUUAACGAUUGCCAAUCGUAUAUUCAUUAACAAAGGCACACGCUUAAAGGAAAGCUUUAUAGAAGCGCUCCAAAAGCGGUUCGCCUGUGGCAUACAGGAAGUCGACUUCAGUGCGCGGACACAAGCUGCCGACGCCAUAAAUGCGUGGGUGAGCCAUGCUACGCACGAGCGCAUACGCGACAUAAUAUCCUCGCACGAUGUGGGUGCCAAUACACAAGCGGUGCUGACGAAUGCGAUCUACUUUAAGGCGAAGUGGCAGCAUCAGUUCGAGACGAUCGACACGAGACAAGAAUACUUUCACUUAAACUGUGACGAGAAGUUACUCGUGCCAAUGAUGAGUCAGACAAUGAAUAUACGCUACGGUCACAUGUCAAGUCUCAAUGCUGUGGCUAUAGAGUUGCCAUAUCGCGAUUCUGAUCUGUCAAUGCUGGUGAUAAUGCCAAUAGAAGCGUCGUCGUGGGCCGGUUUGGUAGCUAUCUCGCAGCUGAAAUUGUCGGAAGUGCUGGGUCACAUGGAGUACCGGAAAAUCUGUGUGAAACUGCCGAAAUUCUCAUUCAACUGCACCAUUGAUGUGCAUAGCUUGCUUACGCAGUUCGGCGUGCGCGGCAUUUUCCAAGCCAGUCAGGAUUUCAGUAAUCUUAUUGCGGACCAUGCUUCCAAUUUCAGUGUUUCGAAAAUCAUACAAGAGGCUUUUAUCAAUGUGACCGAGGAGGGUACGGAGGCCGCUGCCGCGACAGCUUGCUGCAUUGAUGGUCCCGUCUAUUUUGAUGAGACGUUUCAUGCGGAUAGACCCUUUUACUUUUGCAUAAAAAAUAGAAAUCUCUUGAAACUUUUCGAUGGCUGUUACCGUAGACCGUGUUAAAGACUAAUGGUAAUGCUCACAUAUUGCUUGACUAAUUUAAGAAUGAGAGUAUUCAGUAUAUAUUAUCUUACAUUAAAACUUUAGAAUAAG